This is a messenger RNA of Mixia osmundae IAM 14324, 1176 nucleotides long. RefSeq lists its product as uncharacterized. The transcript has a single exon. Bases 27 to 1121 code for a protein of 364 amino acids. NCBI's taxonomy places the organism in Eukaryota, Fungi, Basidiomycota, Mixiomycetes, Mixiales, Mixiaceae. The record is from RefSeq and is a predicted model, not a curated record.
GGUACGGUGCCGUACCGCUCACAAGCAUGACCGACAUCACUGCCAUUUACAACUCCAACGCAUUCUGGGCAUACGUGUUCUCGAUCUAUUUCCUUGGCACAGAGCGCUGGGAAGUAAGGAAAGUCCUGAGCGUGUCCCUCGCUUGUAUCGGCGUCUUCAUCAUCGCCUAUGGCGACUCAGAUGAGCUAGAUCAUGUCACGCCGCCCGAGGGAGGUAUGGACGGUGAAACCAAGCUGGCGCGACGCCUUGCACCCUCUAUAGACAUCGGCAGCAGAUUGCUGGGCAAUCUACUGGCGCUCAUUGGCUCGCUCUCCUUUGGACUCUAUGAAGUCUGGUACAAGAGAUACGCUGCCCUACCAGACGAGAUGGGCGCCCAAGUCACCGUUCGACGCGUCGGUAUGACGCGCAGCACGAGCAAUGCAACCCUUCUCACACCUGGCCGAGACCGGGCUGCUCGUUUCUACGAUCGCAGUGUCCUGGGGCCAGAUAGUGCCCCAGAAGAUGACGAGCAAGCAGCUACUCCAGCGACGCACGAGAUGCCCAUCGGGCUGGGCACCCCACCCCCAAGUAGACGACCGCUUACAAGGACGGUCUCAGCAGCAUCGCUCGGCAUUGCUGCAGCAGACGCUUAUCAGACCCCGCCCGUCGUCUUCCUUACGCACGCCAACUUCAUCACGAGCAUGAUCGGCGUCUUUACGCUUCUCCUGCUCUGGGUACCGAUACCCAUUCUGCAUUUCACAGGCAUAGAACCAUUCGAGCUGCCGCCGAACCUGGGUAUAGUGGGCUCUAUCAUCGCCAUGGUCAUCUGUGGCGUCAUCUUCAAUUGUGGCUUCAUGCUCUUGCUCGGCCUCUGGGGUCCUGUCGUCGCGUCCGUCGGCAACCUCUGUACGCUCGUCCUCGUCGCCAUUGCGGACACCUUUGUCAUGUCGAGCGCGCUCAGUAUGUCGGCCCUCAUUGGUUGCGGGCUCAUCGUUGGCGCGUUUUCUGUUCUGCUCGUCGACAUGCUCACCUCAGAUCCUGAGAGCAAGCCAGCGGCAGAUGUCAACGAAGAAGUCUACGCACUUGGCGACGAUGACGAGGAUGACGACGAGAGCGUACCGGCAGACACGACAAGGCCAUGAGCGGACAAGCAUCGCAGUAGGACAUGUUGUUGUAACAUCAGACGCAAUGCAGCAG